Hemisphaericaspora subhashii is the source of this 1320-nucleotide messenger RNA. RefSeq names its product ENO1. The coding region runs from base 1 to 1320 and encodes 439 amino acids. Lineage: Eukaryota; Fungi; Ascomycota; Pichiomycetes; Serinales; Debaryomycetaceae. The record is from RefSeq and is a predicted model, not a curated record. The transcript has a single exon. Gene Ontology annotation, biological process: glycolytic process. Gene Ontology annotation, cellular component: phosphopyruvate hydratase complex. Gene Ontology annotation, molecular function: magnesium ion binding; phosphopyruvate hydratase activity.
AUGGCUAUUACUAAAGUUUUUGCUAGAUACGUUUACGACUCCAGAGGUAACCCAACUGUUGAAGUUGACUUACACACUGAAAAAGGUUUAUUCAGAUCAAUUGUUCCAUCUGGUGCUUCCACCGGUAUCCAUGAAGCUUUGGAAUUAAGAGAUGGUGAUAAAUCUAAAUGGUUAGGUAAGGGUGUUACCAAGGCUGUUGCCAAUGUUAACGAAAUCAUCGCCCCAGCUUUAAUUAAGGCUAACCUUGAUGUUGUUGACCAAGCCAAGAUUGAUGAAUUCUUAUUAUCUUUAGAUGGUACUCCAAACAAAUCUAAGUUAGGUGCCAAUGCUAUCUUAGGUGUUUCUUUAGCUGCUGCCAAGGCUGGUGCUGCUGAAAAGAAUGUUCCAUUAUACCACCACUUGGCUCAACUUGCUGGUGCUUCUACUGACAAGUUUGUCUUGCCAGUUCCAUUCCAAAAUGUCUUGAAUGGUGGUUCCCACGCUGGUGGUGCUUUAGCUUUCCAAGAAUUCAUGAUUGUUCCAACUGGUGCCCCAACUUUCUCUGAAGGUUUAAGAAUUGGUUCUGAAGUUUACCACAACUUGAAAUCUCUUACCAAGAAGAGAUAUGGUCAAUCCGCCGGUAAUGUUGGUGAUGAAGGUGGUGUUGCUCCAGAUAUCGGAUCUCCAAAGGAAGCUUUAGACUUGAUUGUUGAUGCCAUUGCUGCUGCUGGUUACACCGGUAAGGUUGGUAUUGCUUUAGAUGUUGCUUCAUCUGAAUUCUUUAAGGAUGGUAAAUAUGACUUGGACUUCAAGAAUCCAAACUCUGACCCAUCUAAAUGGAUUUCUGGUGAAGAAUUAGGUGCUUUAUACCAAGAAUUGAUUAACACCUACCCAAUUGUUUCCAUUGAAGAUCCAUUUGCUGAAGAUGAUUGGGAAGCUUGGGUUAAGUUCUCCGCCUUAGUUGGGGACAAGAUUCAAAUUGUUGCUGAUGAUUUAACUGUCACUAACCCAAUCAGAAUUAAGACUGCCAUUGAAAAGAAGGCUGCUGAUGGUUUAUUAUUAAAGGUUAACCAAAUUGGUUCUUUAUCUGAAUCCAUCCAAGCUGCUAAGGACUCUUAUGCUGCUAACUGGGGUGUUAUGGUUUCCCACAGAUCUGGUGAAACUGAAGAUACCUUCAUUGCUGAUUUAUCUGUUGGUUUAAGAUCUGGUCAAAUCAAGACUGGUGCUCCAGCUAGAUCUGAAAGAUUAGCCAAGUUGAACCAAAUCUUAAGAAUUGAAGAAGAAUUAGGUGAUAAAGCCAUCUAUGCUGGUAAGGACUUCCACAUUGCUCAAACUUUGUAA